Sapajus apella (tufted capuchin) is the source of this 1436-nucleotide messenger RNA. RefSeq names its product coiled-coil domain-containing protein 57-like. The transcript has 6 exons. The annotation marks the transcript as partial. The record is from RefSeq and is a predicted model, not a curated record. NCBI's taxonomy places the organism in Eukaryota, Metazoa, Chordata, Mammalia, Primates, Cebidae.
GUUGGAUGUGUCCUUAGGUACAAGCAGGAGCUGUCCCUGGCGGUCGGAAGGGAGCGGAGCCUGGAACGUGCUCAGGUGCAGCUGGGCCUGGACUGGCAGCGCCGCUGUGACGAUGUUGAAAGGCACCACAUCCAAAAAUCGGAGGCCCUGAUUCAGGGUCUGACCGCGGCAAAAAGUCAGGUUGCUGCCAAGCUGCAGGAGACAGAGCGGGCACUACGGGAGCAGGAGGCGGUGCUGAAGGCCGUGACCCUGGAGCGAGACCAGGCCAUGCAGGCCCUGAGGAUGCAGGGGCUCCCCAGACCAGAGGCACAGGUGCUCCUCAGGCAGCAUGAAGAAGAAAUAAGUAAAGACUUUCCAUCCAGUGAGAUCCAGCGCUUGCGAGAGCAGAACAUGAGCUUGCGAAACGUGAUUGCACAGAUGAGGAAAGAAAUGGAGACUCUCAGCCAUCAGAUUCCUCUUCCCGCCCAGAGAGCGGGGGAGAGCACAGAGGCAAACCAGCCUGACCCAAAGGCAGGGGGAGAUGCAAACCAGCCUGACCUAAAGGCGGGGGCAGAUGCCGCCACUCCUGAUUAUGUUCUGGCCCUUGAAGCAGAAAUACGAAAUCUAAAGCAUAAGUUUAAAACCCUGGAAGAGCAGCUGGAAGAUGUGUUGGAUCCUUUAACCAUGUCGUCACCUCGUGCUAAGUCUCAGCCCAGCAUCUGCACCUCGACAGAGACCACUGGAGUGUCUGUCCAGGCUGGUCAAGUGGACUCUGGACUGGCGCUCAGGAAGCUCGGGGACAGAGUGCAGCUCCUAAACCUGCUGGUGACACGACUCAGACAGAAGGUGCUGCGGGGACCCCUAGAGCCGGCUGCUCUGCAGCUCGAGCUUCCCCGUGAGGUGGACCAGGUACACCUGGAGGUUUUGGAGCUGCGGAAGCAGGUGGCUGAGCUGGGGAAGCAUCUCAGGAUAGCCCACCACUGGGGAGCGGAGCCUUCAGGAAGGAAGCAGCCCACAGCCUUGGACGCCGUGGUCCUCGGGAGAGAGGUGGGUGCCCGCCAGCUCCUCCUGCCACCCGCCUCUCGGGGCUCCUGCUGCAGAGGCCAUCCUUGCCUGUGCUCUGCCGGCAGUGCUGUCUGUGUGCCCUGGGAGCUUCGGUGGGACGAGGGCUGCAGCAAAGGCCGUGCCUGGAAGUGGGUCCUGCUCCACCCUUUCUCCCUCUUCCCCUACCUUCUUCCUCUGCCCACUUCCUCUUCUCCUGCUCCUUCACCUUGACACACUGUUGGUGGGGGCGGCCCAUCCGAGUCCUCGCUCCAGCUAACAGCGUCUUGUGUUGGAAACUCACACGUUGAAGGCAGCUCAUGUCUGCUUUAAUACAGGUCCUUGACCGCCUGCUGAGGGGUAUCUGUGCACAGCCCUGCCUGCCCCAUGCCGAGCAGUGGGUCCUCUCUGGGUUG